Messenger RNA from Geosmithia morbida, 1422 nucleotides. RefSeq names its product to sarcosine oxidase. Gene Ontology annotation, molecular function: flavin adenine dinucleotide binding; saccharopine oxidase activity; sarcosine oxidase activity. Lineage: Eukaryota; Fungi; Ascomycota; Sordariomycetes; Hypocreales; Bionectriaceae. The transcript is spliced from 2 exons. The record is from RefSeq and is a predicted model, not a curated record. The coding region runs from base 1 to 1422 and encodes 473 amino acids.
AUGGCCUCGUCUUCAUCCUCGUCCGCGCUCGUUGAGAAGCCGGCGGUGGCCGAGAAGUCCGCUGAGAAGCCCGCCGAGAAGUCCACUGAGAAGCCCACCGAGAAGCCAUUGACCCCGGCGCCCUCCUACCUCAUCCUCGGAGCCGGCGUGUUUGGCGUCUCGACCGCUUACCGGCUCAUCACCAAGUACCCAGGUGCUUCCGUGACCCUGGUGGACCGCGACGCCUUCGAUGCAGAUAGCCGCGUGGCGGCCUCGUGGGACUGGAACAAGGUGGUGCGCGCCGACUACGACGACAUCCUGUACUGCCGGCUGGCCAUUGAGUCGCAGGACGUAUUCAGGACGGACCCGCUGUGGAAGCCGUACUUCCACGAGACGGGUGUGUACUGGGUGUGCCGCACCGACUACGCGCAGGACGUCAUCAACAACUACAAGAAGCUAGGGCGCACGGCCGACCUCUUUUCCGUGUCGGUCGAGGAGGCCCGCGAGAUGUACGGCGGCCUCUUCGCCGACGCCGACUACGCCGGCGCCAAGGAGGUGCUCAUCAACCGGACCAGCGGCUGGGCCGCCGCGGGCGACUGCCUGCGCGCCGUCACCCGCAAGGCCCUCGACCUGGGCGUCAAGUACGUGACGGCCGACGUGGCCACGCUGCAGUUUGACCGGGCCGGCACCAGCUGCCGCGGCGUCAAGACCGUGCAGGGCGAGGUCCUGACCGCCGACAAGGUCAUCCUGUGCACCGGGGCCUACACCUCCAAGCUCCUCGAGUACAGCGCUGCCGAGAGCGGCAAGGCCGACCUCCGCGCCGAGGACAGGAUCGUCGCCGGAGGCAUCACCACCGGCAUGGCCACGCUCGACAACAAGACCCUCGAGACCUACGCCACCAUGCCCGUUGGCUUCCAGGGCUACCCGGCCGCCAUCGGGCCCUUCAUCGGCAGCCUCCCGCCCACCCCGGACAGGGAGCUCAAGUGGUGGGGGCCCACCAUCUUCAAGAACACCCGCGAGAUCCUCCCAGGACGUUUCGUGUCCGCCCCGCCUCCCGCCCGCGACUACGCCCAGUGGAAGGUGUCCAAGAAGCUCAAGGCCGACGUCGACUACGCCAACCAAGUGUUUUACGGAAAGCGCGGCUCCGCGUGGCCCAUGAGCAAGCACCGCAUCUGCUGGGACGCUUUCACCACGAGCGGCGACUUCAUCAUCACGCCUCAUCCGGCCGCCAAGGGCCUUUAUGUUGCCACGUGCGGCUCGUUCCACGGCUACAAGUUCUUCCCUGUUCUGGGUAAGUACAUCGUCGAGAUGCUCGAAGGCAACCUGGAGCAGGAGCUGGUAGAUCGGUGGGCGUGGGAUCGGGUGAGGCCUGACCCGGCUCUCAACCCGGAGUGGCCCAGGGCAGAGAUGAGCGAUCUGGAGGAUACAGUGGCCAGGCUGUAG